UUCCUGCCAUUUUGCUGCUGAAUCCGAAGGCAAGCGCUGUUACUGCAGCUGCUGUUUGGGGACAUCCGUUAUUUUGUCAUAACGGUACUCUCUGCACACAAAUAAAGAAAUUAUCAUAUUAAAAGAAGGGAAGUUUGACCCAGGGAUAACAUUUCUGCAAAAUGUCAGAUUUCGACAGCAACCCGUUUGCAGACCCGGACUUUAGCAACCCUUUUCAGGAUCCCUCUGUGACACAGGUAACGCGAAAUGCCCCCCCGGGAUUGGAAGAGUACAACCCUUUCACAGACGCAAAACCAGCACCUGCUGGUGCUGCCCCCAAAGUAGCCCCCACCACCAACACACAGCCCGCCAUCAUGAAGCCCACAGAAGAGCCCCCAGCCUACUCACAGCAGCAGACGCAGGACCAGGCCCGGGCGCAGGCAGAGCUGAUGAAACGUCAGGAGGAGCUGGAGAAGAAGGCCGCGGAGCUGGACCGGAGGGAGAGGGAGAUGCAGUCUCUCGGGGUUUCAGGAAGGAAAAACAACUGGCCGCCUCUUCCUGAGAAGUUCCCAGUUGGGCCCUGCUUUUACCACGACAUCGCCGUAGACAUACCGGUGGAGUUUCAGAAGACCGUGAAAAUCAUGUACUAUCUAUGGAUGUUCCACACGGGGACGCUGUUUGUGAACAUCUUCGGCUGCCUGGCCUGGUUCUGUGUGGACCCGACGCGUGGAGUGGACUUCGGCCUGGCCAUGCUGUGGUUCAUGCUCUUCACCCCUUGCUCCUUCGUCUGCUGGUACAGACCCCUGUACGGAGCCUUCAGGAGUGACAGCUCCUUCAGAUUCUUUGUCUUCUUCUUCAUAUACAUCUGUCAGUUCGGCGUGCACGUGCUGCAGGCUAUCGGCAUCACAGGCUGGGGAGCGUGCGGCUGGAUCACGGCGCUCACGGGACUGAAUAAGAGCAUUCCGGUGGGAAUAAUGAUGAUCCUCAUCGCCGCACUGUUCACUGCCUCUGCAGUCAUCUCGCUCAUCAUGUUCAAAAAGGUACACGGGCUGUACCGCACCACAGGAGCCAGCUUCGAGAAGGCCCAGCAGGAGUUCGCCACCGGCGUCAUGACCAACAAAACGGUGCAGACGGCCGCAGCCAACGCGGCCUCCACGGCUGCCCGGGGGGCCUUUAAAGGAGAGCAGAUCUGAGCCGCCCGAGACGCAUCAUCGCCACUCUCCCCCAAUCCCACUCAACCACGCUCUCAUCGCCCCGCCCCCCACCCUCACACCCUGCCCCCUGUCCGGUGCGGAGACCAGACUCUGCCUCCUUUUUUACGCACUCCGGCGACUGACUCCGCCCGUCCGUGUGGCUCCGCAUGUCUUUAACCUGUCCUUUAACGUGUCCCUUAGCGUGUCCUUUAGCGUGUGUGCAUGGGCUCAACCGCCUGGCCUGCCUCCGGGCUGCGGUCAGGGCUCUCUGGCAGGAAGGGGGCAGCCGGGCCGGGGACCCGCUGCUGAAACGCAGGCCUGCGUUAACCGUCUGUGUGCGGGAGGGCUCGCUGGGCCAGAGAGGGCCUGGAGGAGUCACACCCGUGUCCUCUCGUCCUUCCUUUAACGUGUGCCCUGUCCCCCAUCCAGAUACCUGUCCCCCUGUGUUCCACAGUCCACUGCCUCUAGUCCUGUGGAGUGUCUCUGUUCCAUUUGUCUUGCUGAAAUCACUCCCAUCUUUAGAAACUAGUAUGAUGCUAUUUAUUUUGGUUAACCACUCCCUUGGAAACCAAUGGCUGGCUGGAAUAUUUUUGGAAUAGUUUCCAUUUAAGAAUAUAAAAAGGAAUAACUGAAAUCCCGCGAUGCAUUGUGCUGAAUGAAUGAAUGGCACAUUAUUUAUAUCCUAGAUGCAUCAGUAUGAUUUAAUUUAAAGGCUCUGUUGCGGUAUGUGUAAUAUUUAUGCUCCUGGCGCUAGCUUGUUGCAGUCGGCCGGGAAUUAACACUGGAAGUGAGAAACGGCGAAUUGCCUUCAGCGACGGCCUUAACAUGAGCACAGCUGCACUGAAGCAGUCCCAGUUCAGGACUGCGUAGCCUACCGUGUGAGGUCUGAGGGCAGCUUGUGCAGGCAUGGUGUCACGCAAGACCCUGCACUAAAGCUCGUCUUUAUCUACUUUCUCAUCUCCAUGUUCGGCUGUGUCCUCCAACGUUUCAUGGGGAAUGCUUGAGUGCAAGACUGGGUCCCUGGGUUAUCUAAGGUUUAAGGUCAACCACAUUGCUUGUAAACUCGUCUAUUGUCUGAAAUUAUUUCCAUAGCUUGUACGGUACAGACAUGCAGAGUUCCUUUAAUGAGGAGUCGAAAGAAUUGCAUGAACAUUCCUACCACUGCCCCUCACGACCCAAAACAACACGAUUGUUUUGUGAAUCGAUACAUAUCGGCACAUUGGCCCGCAGCUGCUAGGCCGACGCAUAAUAGCAGUGAGGCUAUACGGUUUGUUCAUCUUUAAAAAGACCAAGGAGAUCCUUUUCCCCAUUAUUAUUUCCAGCACGUGUCCUGAGCCACACGUUUCACUGGGCUCGUGUACCUGAACGCAGCUGCUGCUGAUGGAAACCCUACAGUGUCCUCCAUAAAACACGGCUACAGCUGAAUCAACAGUGUCAGGCCGGAGCCUUUUUCAGGCCCGCCUGCGUGCCGUUCCUCACUCUCGGUGGGGUGCAGACAGGCACUGAGAGACAGAGCGGCUCUGCCAUUAGCCUGGAGUUAAGGGUGCGUCUAAGGCAACGCCGUAAUCAGAUCUCUGAAUGCCCUGUCACAUUUGCAGCCAGUGCUAUUGCGUUUCAGACAGUGUAAAACAUGCUGGCUUUGAACUGUCUGAAUGGGAGUUGUUUCUCUAAAUCAUUUCUGUGGUCCCUACUUUUUGAUCUCUUUCCAUCGUACCACUUCUACUGAUCCCCCAUCACUACAUACUGCUUUUGCAGUCCGAUAGUGGAUCUGAGUCGUGUCAAGGCACUCCAGUUUAGCUACUCUUACCGUUAUUAGUCUGGCUUUUUUGCAUUUCCUUAUUAUCACAACGGGAAAGUGUAAUGGUAUGAAGUGUACUCCUCUGUGCAUGAUGUCAGACCCUCGCUACGCAGACGUGGGCUGAAUGUAUGGAGAACGACCCGACAGUGGUGCCUGUUCUGUGGCUUCAUCUCAUUCACACAACAUGGGUCUUCACUGGCCUUGGUCCUCUGUAGCACAGAACGUUUCCAUGUGUUUCUGGGAGCUUCACUAAACCCCAGACAGAAUCAUUUGCUGGAAUGGUUUAGACAUGGAGCUUAGAAACGGGCAUCUUCAUUAUGUCAAGUGAAAAAAGCCACUGCAAUUUACUCUUAACUACAAGAACGAUGCAAUACAAUAGGGCCUUCUAGAGUGUCCUAUACUCAGUGCAACCUCCAAUGAAAUAACUACUUAAUACGACAUUUAUUGUCCAAGGGCCUUUGCAGAUGUACAAGGGACUGAGGACAAUGGGAGAAUUUCCUUGCGGAAGGGGGAAUCUUUGAGGACACGAAAUGUGAACAUUAAUGAGGUGGAUGGGUGUAAGAGUGUUUUAUCCAUCCCAUUUUAACUGCACUCUCACGAUGGUGUGUUUCAGCUAUGUCACCAUUCUUUCCUUUUUAUUUAAUUUUACUUUUCUGAACAUAUGGUCUGUGGUCAUAUGGUCGUAUUCCGGAAUAAUGAUAAGCCGUAGAAACAAGUCUGAUUUUACAAAGAAAACAAAAUGGCCACUUAUCAGCGGGUGCUGACUGCUUUGGCAGUCGAUGAUGUUAAGUGAUGUUUCCUGGGUGAGAGAGAGACUGGUUCUGUGUGUGAGGGGGUUCUCCCCUGUCAUUCCUCUUACCUCUCCCCAUUCACCCACUCCUUUCUCUGACUGGCUGUCUCAUGUGUCCGUCAGUCUAUCAGUGGGCUUUACACUGAUGUGUGAUUAUGAGUGUCUAUCACUUACGCUUUGUGUAAAAACUGCUUAUGUGAAAUGAUCUCCGGUUUUCCAAAAAAUACAGAUUAAGUACAAGAAUCAAUCGGCUGUUUCGCUGAAAGGAAGCAUAGAUGUCCGGUAUGCUUCCAGGAUUACUGGUGGGUGGUUUGAUGCGAUAAUUGCUCCUUGGCCUCGGGAAUGUGUAUAUACCCUUUUGAAAUUCAGUGAAUAUGAUGCAUAUUCCAGCCUUUCCUUAGUGCAAACCGACUCCAAUAGCUAUUUCAACCAGUAAUACUCAGGAUAUAUGUCAGAAGCAUGAACAUUUGCCUCACAAGUUUACUAGGAUCUGGCAUGAGAAUGGAGGGAGAGUGUAAAAUGAUAGGAAGUGUAGAGACUGAUACUACCGGCACCUUAAUUCCCCCAGAUUCAUUCUCAUUAACUACUGGUUAAAACAGAAAAUCAGUAAGGUUACAUAUUCAAUGGUUUUUCAUUUUUAGCUUAUUUAAUAUUUUGUAAACAUGAAUAUUCAUGUCUUGAAUCUAAGUCGAAGGUGAGGUUGUUUUAUUUAAUUUAUUUUUUUGUAUAUUGUACAUGUGAUAUCUGCUUUAGUUUUGUUCUUGUUUUAGUUAGUCUGUGUUGAAGAUCCUGAUAUGAUUGAAUUCAGAGGGCUGAACUGAAUUACUGCCCUGUCAGUUUUGAUUUGAUUUUGUUUGUGCUAUAGUUUCUCUUCAGUAUUUUAAUUGCAUGGUCUGUAAUGUUGAGCCCUCCAUACAUUUAACCAGGACAGUGUUUUUACAUUCUGCUGCAAUAUGGUGUGAGUAUAUCAAUGGCUCAUGGAUUUUAAAUUCUGAAUGGCGUGUUAGUACAGACCGUCUUUCUGUUCAGUGUCAUUGGCACAACAGUGUAAUUUGAAUAUGUCGACAUAGUGAAUAUCACUCAGAAAAGGUGAUUGCAGCCUGGCAGAUAGUUCUUCCUCAUGUGUCUCUCUGUUCAGUGUCAUUGGCACAACAGUGUCAUCUAAAUAUGUGGACAUAGUUAAUAUCACUCAGAAAAGGUGAUUGCAGCCUAGCAAGAUAGUCCUUCCUCAUGUGUCCUUCUGAAGUGUUUCUAACCAGUGAAGAAAGAUUUUAAAUGAUCUUGUUCAGUUGUGGGAAAAAAUGCAGGAUAUUUCCAAAAUGUGUUAUUUUGUUUUGGUUAUCUUUUUCAUUUUCCAACAUUGUGUGACCUUUUUCCUUUCUUUUUAUGGUGUGGGUGCAUGUGCGCACACAAGAGUGUGUGUGCACGUGUCUGUGUGUGUGUGCGCGCGCGCGCAUGUUGAGCUUAUUUAUGAGUUCCUUUUUUAAUAAAUUCAAGCGAAUGGCACACAUGUUCCUGUUAAACUAUUUUUUUCCAGUAAGUUUAUAGUCAUUUCAUUAGAAAAUACACAGUUAAAAUGGGGAAUUUGAGAAAGCAAACGCCAUUUGAAUUUACUCUGUGUUUUGCAGUGGACUGUGGCUUUAAGUAUCACUUUUUAAUUGAUGACACGAGUAUAUAGUUGAAACACUGAAAGGAGAUGUUAAGUUGUCGGGUGGAAGUGUGAUUAUGGGUUUGAAUUUAUUUAAAAUGGACUAAGGGAUAUUUGUAUAUUUUGUAAAUUGACAAUUGGUCUGCCAUUGUCCUGAAUUUCAUUGUACUGUACAAAUGCACUCUUGUCUCUCCCUGUCGCAUGUUGAAUAGUUUGAGUUUUGUAUAUUUAUUGUAUUAACACAAAAUAAAAUUUAAAACCCAACUACCA
Conger conger (European conger) is the source of this 5678-nucleotide messenger RNA. Its product is annotated as secretory carrier-associated membrane protein 1-like. The transcript is spliced from 9 exons. Gene Ontology annotation, cellular component: recycling endosome membrane; trans-Golgi network membrane. Lineage: Eukaryota; Metazoa; Chordata; Actinopteri; Anguilliformes; Congridae. Gene Ontology annotation, biological process: protein transport. The coding region runs from base 162 to 1172 and encodes 336 amino acids. The record is from RefSeq and is a predicted model, not a curated record.